Molecule: messenger RNA, 1643 nt
Organism: Penaeus chinensis
Lineage: Eukaryota; Metazoa; Arthropoda; Malacostraca; Decapoda; Penaeidae
Product: zinc finger protein 436-like
Exons: 4
Coding region: 410-1498 (362 amino acids)
Biological process (GO): regulation of transcription by RNA polymerase II
Molecular function (GO): DNA-binding transcription factor activity; RNA polymerase II cis-regulatory region sequence-specific DNA binding
Source: RefSeq, a predicted model, not a curated record
UACACGAGCAGUAUUUAUCGACCUUUGCUCCAGAAUGUAAACAUUGUCGGUGGAACUUGUCAAUUUGUACCGUAUCGUCGUUUGUCAUAGUAUGUGCAGUUCACUCAAGCAUUGAAAAUUACUACAUGUAAAGAUACUCAAGACUAUCUUUAUGAAGAACUAAAAUAAUCAACAUCAUAUAAAAGACAAAACACCAAAUUAUGUAGUUAAAGAAGAAAGAUAAACAGAAAAGAGGAAAGAAGAGAUCUGAGGAAAAUAGACUAAUCCUAGUCUACAACUUUAUAAUAGAAGAAAGAAUAAGCUGGUAUCCCAGAUGGUAAAAUAAUUUUUGUAUGUGAAAAGGAACAAUUUUACAAGAGAAAGAAAAUGGGAAGCUAAGAAGGGAACUCAGGUGCUGGGAGGAGCCGAGAUGGGCUCCUUUGUGACGCUGGACCUUCAGUCUCUCAUGAAGCUUCUUGAGACUUGUCAUAAUUGCUCGUCAGGUAAGCCACCUCAAGUGACUAUUGAGGAGACUCUCUCAAAGAAAUUAAGAAACGAUGUAGUUAGGCCUUUCACAUUUAUGUGUUGUGGAGUAAUUGUGAAAACAGAAGGUGCCAUUUUCUGGCAUUCUGAUGAGAUUACGCCCGAUGCUAUUACUUGUGGUGGUGAUAUUGAGAAUCGGGCAGAAUUCAAAUUAGCAAAUGGAGAGGAAGUGGAACUGGAUCAGUUUGAAGACAUUAUUGUAAAAUGUGAAGAUGACACAUGUAGAGCAGAUGUUGAUAGUGAUGAAGCUAAUGGGAUCAAGGUUUUGGCCGAAGAAGAUCCACUUUCUCUGGGUGAAACACAUGAUUUGCCUACAAACAAUUCAGAAAAUGUAAUCUAUACCAAAGACAGUUUCAAAAGCCAGGCAGAGUCAUCACAGAACUUGAGUAAUAAGGAAUUAAGAAAGAAUUUACUUUGUAUUCUGAGUCAGCAGGAUACCUUGGUUCAGAAUGAUACUCCUGAACAAAGUAGCAAGGUCAGUGGAUCUUCAAAACACACAAAAUAUCCAGACACAUUUACGUGUGAGUUUUGUGGUAAAGUGUUCACAGGAAAAGAAAGAGCGUAUCAGUUUUAUUAUCAUAGAAACAAGGAACAUACACAUGAGAUGCUUUACAAAUGUGAUAUUUGUUCUAAAGGGUUUUGGGGUGACAGGGAGUUGCUGGCUCACAUGGCAGGGCAUAGAGAUCCAGGUCACAUCUGCCACAUCUGUGGGCAAAAGUUCAAUGCAAAACGGAACUUGAAGGCCCAUUUGUUAAUUCACCAGCCCUUGCGAGAACACACAUGCCGAUUUUGUGACAAGUCGUUUAGAAGAAAAGAUCACUUGCAAGUCCAUGAAAGAAUUCACACAGGAGAAAGACCCUAUCAGUGCAAGUGGUGUGAGUCAGGCUAUCCGCAAAAACGUCAACUGGUUCUGCAUCAGCGGAAGUGUCCUAUCCAGAGAAGGCAAAAUUUGAGAUAUGUAAAUGCUGUAAGUUAAGGAAAAAGUAUUGUAAAUGCUGGAGGGAGGGAGAGAGAGAGUGAGAGUGAGAGUGAGAGUGAGAGUGAGAGUGAGAGUGAGAGUGAGCGAGUGAGAGUGAGCGAGGGAGCGUGAGAGUGGUAAGUGUGUGUGUGUUUGUGUGUGC